UCAGAAGCAGAGACGAUGUUGUGUCUGUAUAUUUUACUGACUUUCUUCCACUGUUCCCUAAGUGAAGAUAUCACAUAUCAUGUUGAAGAAGAGAAUAAUCCCUAUACCUAUGUAGGGGACAUUGCUACUGACUUACAGAAAUCAGACGACUCCUUCUUAAAGAAUAAGGAUUUAAUUACAUUUAGUCAACUGCAACAAAAGGGAGAACAGUUGUUCAAUGUGACGAGAACAGGUAAACUGUACACUGUUGAGACAUUGGAUGCUGAGUCUGUGUGUAGUUAUGAGAAAGAAUGUUUUGAAAUCGUUAAAGUUGCAGUUCACAAAUCCAAGACAUUUAUGAAGAUCUUAAAAAUUAAGGUCAUAAUAGAAGACAUCAAUGACCACCAACCUGAGUUUCCUAAGAAUGAAAUCACACUAAUCUUUGGGGAAGGAGACAGAGAUGGAAUGAAGAAAACCAUUCCUAAUGCCAUCGACAAAGAUAAAGGUUAUCAAAACAGCUUAAUUAAUUAUGAAUUAAAUGGUGGAGGUAACUAUUUUUCAUUAUUUGUUUCUAAACAAGCUGAUGGAAUUUCCACUUUAGGAAUCAUUUUAGAAGAUAAAUUAGACAGAGAAAAGAAGGACAAUUACAAUAUUGAGGUCAUUGCUAAAGAUGGAGGAACUCCACCAAAACAAUCUGUUUUAAAUGUUAAAAUAUCUGUAGAAGAUGAAAAUGAUAAUGCACCACAAUUUUCUCAAAGUAUCUACAAUGUCUCUAUUGAACAUAAACAUAAAAAGAAUAUUCCAGUAGUCACAUUAUCUGCCAGUGAUUUAGACAUUGGCAGGAAUGGUAAAAUAUCUUUCUAUUUCAGUCAAAAAACUGAUGAAAAAAUAAAAGAAUACUUUCAUUUAGAUGAAAGUACUGGGAAGUUAUUUCUUGAAAAACCUAUAAAUUUUGGUAAGAAAGAAUCAUUUAAAUUAUAUGUGAAAGCUAAAGAUAAUGGAAUUCCUCCUCUAAGUUCCAUUGCAAUAAUUCAGAUAAAUGUUAUCAACCAACUCAACAAUCCUCCAAAUAUUGAUGUGAAUUUUAUUUCUACACAGAAUCACAACACAGCCACCAUUCUGGAAGACAUCAAAGUUGGUAGUUUCAUUGCUUAUGUGAUGGUCACUGACAAUGAUAUUGGACACAAUGGACAGGUGAACUGUCAUAUCAAAGAUGACACAUUCAAACUACAGUCAAUGGGAUCGAAGGAAUAUAAAAUAGUUCUAAAGAAAGCAGUAGACAGAGAGACACAGGAACAUUAUCACUUUACUGUGUCGUGUGAAGAUAAAGGAUUACCUGCUCUGAAAACUGAUAAAGAUCUGUCAAUCCAAGUGUUGGAUGUGAAUGAUGUAGAACCACACUUUACGAAAGACACAUUCAAGUUCCUUACCUAUGAGAAUGACAAAGCUAAUUUCCCUAUUGGCUUUAUCAAUGCUACAGACCCAGAUAUUGGUAAGGGAGGUGAAUUGUCUUAUUCUCUGAGAAAUAAACAGCAAUAUCGUCUGCCAUUCCAGAUUAUCAACUCUGGCUUUAUUUCAACAAACCAGUCUUUAGACAGAGAACACAGAGAUUUCUAUGAGUUUGAGGUUUUUGUGAAAGACAAUGGAAGCCCAUCUCUGAAUAACACAGUGAAUGUUGAAGUGGAAGUAUUGGAUAGAAAUGAUAAUGCUCCAUAUUUUACAUUUCCUAGUGUUGACCCUUUCACUCUUAAUGUCCACUAUCAUCCGCAAAGUAAGAACGACAUCACAGUUCUGAAAGCAUCUGAUAUAGACAGUCACAUGAAUGCUUUUCUCAGGUACGAAAUCGUUUCAGGUAACGAGAGACAGUUAUUUAAACUGGAUUCGUUCACUGGUGUGUUAUCUUACUCUCGUACAGUUUACCAAAAUGAUGCCGGAUCAUAUGAGCUUGAGUUUGUUGUGAAAGACAGUGGUACUCCAGUUCUGUCGGCAACAACUAGUGUGUCUUUGACACUGACUGUUAGUAACAAGACGUCACCAAUGUUCACAGCUGUGCACCUACCAAGUGAUAACACAAUAGAUGCGACAUUGUUGAUUAUCAUUGUAGUAGCAGCUGUGAUAGUAUCUAUAGCUAUUGUGGUUUCUAUAACCCUGUGUAUUGUGAGAUGUAACAAUGUGAGAAAUAGCUCAUCUGAAAGAACUGCAGAAGAGAAACAGGCAUACCAAUGUCGCAAUGAGAUGAGACAGUUGAUCUAUCAAGGUAACAACAGUGUACCUGUGAUGUCAGGUAAUCGAGGAGAGAUGUCAGAUAGAUAUGGUCAUUCAAGGAGCCAUUACUAUCCUGAAGACUGGAAGACAUCGACAAUGAGCAGAUCUCUUCAGAAGUCUACAAAGCAGAAAUACAGUCAACCGAUUGAGGUGACAUCUUAUGGAGACAACAGACCAUCUUCUCACUAUCCCACUGACACAUUGACCAGUCGUAAGAGCAGUGGACAGUGCUGGAGUGAGCGGUCAAGUAGACAGUAUGAAGAAAUACCUGCAAUGUCAGGAAUCUAUGGUGGUGCCCCACCUGAUGUAUCAAGCACCAUUGAAAGAGACCAUUACCAAGACAGAUAUGUGAAACCUCCAGAGAGACAGUUACCUUCAACACCAGAUGUUGUUGUCAGUUCAUCUAAAGAUACAGAAAUAAUUAAAUUCUCAACAGUUGCUGACCUUCAACUAAACACGGAAGAGUGCUACUCACAUACAUGGGAUGGAGCAAUUCCUCCUCACACAAAUAUUUUUGACAGCAAUCAAAAAUUGAUAUUUGAAGUCAUCUCUCCACUGGAUAUUAUAUUAAUGCCAAAACCAGACAUGUUGUUGUGUCUGUGUGUUUUGCUGACUUUCUUCCACUGUUAUGCAAGUGAAGAUAUCACAUACCAUGUUAAAGAAGAGAAUAUUCCUCAUACCUAUGUAGGGGACAUUGCUACUGACUUACAGAAAUCAGACAGCUCCUUCUUAAAGAAUAAGGAUUUAAUUACAUUUAGUCAACUGCAACAAAAGGGAGAACAGUUGUUCAAUGUGACGAGAACAGGUAAACUGUACACUGUUGAGACAUUGGAUGCUGAGUCUGUGUGUAGUUAUGAGAAAGAAUGUUUUGAAAUCGUUAAAGUUGCUGUUCACAAAUCCAAGACAUUUAUGAAGAUCUUAAAGAUUAAAGUCAUAAUAGAAGACAUCAAUGACCACCAACCUGAGUUUCUUAAGAAAGAAAUCACAGUAAUUUUUGGAGAGGGAGAUCGAGAUGGUAUGAAGAAGGCUAUACCUAACGCAGUUGAUAAGGAUGUUGGAUAUCAGAACAGUUUAAUUAGAUAUAAAUUAAAAGAUGGUUUUGGUCAUUUUUCUUUAUCUCAAUCAAAAUUAGCUGAUGAAAUAUCAACAUUAGGAAUAAUUUUAGAAGAGAAAUUAGACAGAGAACAGAAAGACAGUUACAAUAUUGAGGUCAUUGCUAAAGAUGGAGGAACUCCACCAAAAGAAUCUAUUUUAAAGGUUAAAAUAUCUGUAAAAGAUGAAAACGAUAAUGCACCACAAUUUUCCCAAAGUAUCUAUAAUGUUUCUAUAGAACAUAAACACAAAAAGAAUAUUCCAGUAGUCACAUUAUCUGCCAGUGAUUUAGAUACUGGCAGGAAUGGUAAAAUAUCAUAUUAUUUUGCUCAGAAAACUGAUGUGAAGAUGAGAAAAUAUUUUCACCUGAAUGAAAAUACAGGAGUGUUAUAUUUAGCUAAAUCAAUAGAAUUUGGAAAAGAAGAGAAUUUUAAAUUAUAUGUGGAAGCCAGGGAUAAUGGUAUUUCCCCUCUCAGUUCCCUGGCAAUCAUUCAGAUAAAUGUUAUCAAUGAACACAACAAUCCCCCAAAUAUUGAUGUGAACUUUAUUUCUACACAGAAUCACAACACAGCUACCAUUCUGGAAGACAUCAAAGUUGGUAGUUUCAUUGCUUAUGUGAUGGUCACUGACAACGAUGUUGGACACAAUGGAGAGGUGAACUGUCAUAUCAAAGACGACACAUUCAAACUACAGUCAAUGGGAUCGAAGGAAUAUAAAAUAGUUCUAAAGAAAGCAGUAGACAGAGAGACACAGGAACAUUAUCACUUUACUGUGUCGUGUGAAGAUAAAGGAUUACCUGCUCUGAAAACUGAUAAAGAUCUGUCAAUCCAAGUGUUGGAUGUGAAUGAUGUAGAACCACACUUUACGAAAGACACAUUCAAGUUCCUUACCUAUGAGAAUGACAAAGCUAAUUUCCCUAUUGGCUUUAUCAAUGCUACAGACCCAGAUAUUGGUAAGGGAGGUGAAUUGUCUUAUUCUCUGAGAAAUAAACAGCAAUAUCGUCUGCCAUUCCAGAUUAUCAACUCUGGCUUUAUUUCAACAAACCAGUCUUUAGACAGAGAACACAGAGAUUUCUAUGAGUUUGAGGUUUUUGUGAAAGACAAUGGAAGCCCAUCUCUGAAUAACACAGUGAAUGUUGAAGUGGAAGUAUUGGAUAGAAAUGAUAAUGCUCCAUAUUUUACAUUUCCUAGUGUUGACCCUUUCACUCUUAAUGUCCACUAUCAUCCGCAAAGUAAGAACGACAUCACAGUUCUGAAAGCAUCUGAUAUAGACAGUCACAUGAAUGCUUUUCUCAGGUACGAAAUCGUUUCAGGUAACGAGAGACAGUUAUUUAAACUGGAUUCGUUCACUGGUGUGUUAUCUUACUCUCGCACAGUUUACCAAAAUGAUGCCGGAUCAUAUGAGCUUGAGUUUGUUGUGAAAGACAGUGGUACUCCAGUUCUGUCGGCAACAACUAGUGUGUCUUUGACACUGACUGUUAGUAACAAGACGUCACCAAUGUUCACAGCUGUGCACCUACCAAGUGAUAACACAAUAGAUGCGACAUUGUUGAUUAUCAUUGUAGUAGCAGCUGUGAUAGUAUCUAUAGCUAUUGUGGUUUCUAUAACCCUGUGUAUUGUGAGAUGUAACAAUGUGAGAAAUAGUUCAUCUGAAAGAACAGCAGAAGAGAAACAGGCAUACCAAUGUCGCAAUGAGAUGAGACAGUUGAUCUAUCAAGGUAACAACAGUGUACCUGUGAUGUCAGGUAAUCAAGGAGAGAUGUCAGACAGAUAUGGUCAUUCGAGGAGCCAUUACUAUCCUGAAGACUGGAAGACAUCGACAAUGAGCAGAUCUCUUCAAAAGUCCACAAAGCAGAAAUACAGUCAACCAAUAGAGGUGACAUCUUAUGGAGACAACAGACCAUCCUCUAACUAUCCCACUGACACACUGACCAGUCGUAAGAGCAGUGGACAGUGCUGGAGUGAGCGGUCAAGCAGACAGUAUGAAGAAAUACCAGCAAUGUCAGGAAUCUAUGGUGGUGCCCCACCCGAUGUAUCAAGCACCAGUGAGAGAGACCAUUACCAAGACAGAUAUGUGAAACCUCCAGAGAGACAGUUACCUUCAACACCAGAUGUUGUUGUCAAUCAACAAUUUAACAUCAAGAAUUUAAUACCACCAAAAGCAGAGAUGUUGUUACACCUGUGUGUUUUACUGACUUUCUUCCACUGUUUUUCAAGUGAAGAUAUCACAUACCAUGUUAAAGAAGAGAAUAAUCCCUAUACAUAUGUAGGGGACAUUGCUACUGACUUACAGAAAUCAGACAGCUCCUUCUUAAAGAAUAAGGAUUUAAUUACAUUUAGUCAACUGCAACAAAAGGGAGAACAAUUGUUCAAUGUGACGAGAACAGGUAAACUGUACACUGUUGAGACAUUGGAUGCUGAGUCUGUGUGUAGUUAUGAGAAAGAAUGUUUUGAAAUCGUUAAAGUUGCUGUUCACAAAUCCAAGACAUUUAUGAAGAUCUUAAAGAUUAAAGUCAUAAUAGAAGACAUCAAUGACCACCAACCUGAGUUUCCUCAGAAAGAAAUCACACUGAUCUUUGGUGAAGGUGAUGGUAGAGGUAUGAAGAAACCCAUACCUAAUGCUAUAGACAAAGAUAAAGGUUAUCAGAACAGCUUAAUCAAUUAUGAAUUAAAUGGUGGAGGUAACUAUUUUUCAUUAAGUGUUUCCAGAGAAGCUGAUGGCUUAUCAACAUUAGGAAUCAUUUUAGAAGAAAAAUUAAACAGAGAAAAGAAGGACAAUUAUGAUAUUGAGGUCAUUGCUAAAGAUGGAGGAACUCCACCAAAACAAUCUGUUUUAAAUGUUAAAAUAUCUGUGGAAGAUCAAAAUGAUAAUCCACCACAAUUUUCUCAGAGUAUCUACAAUGUCUCUAUUGAACAUAAACAUAAAAAGAAUAUUCCAGUCGUCACAUUAUCUGCCAGUGAUUUAGAUAUUGGCAGGAAUGGUAAAAUAUCAUAUUAUUUUAGUCGAAAAACUGAUGAUAAACUGAAAGAAUACUUCCAUCUAGAUGAAAAUUCUGGGAAAUUAUUCUUAGAAAAACCUUUAAAUCUGGAUAUAAAAGAGUCAUUUAAAUUGUAUGUAAAAGCUAAAGAUAAUGGUAUGCCUCCUCUCAGCUCCAUAGCAACGGUUAUAGUAAAUAUCAUCAACCAACACAAUAAUCCUCCAAAUAUUGAUGUGAACUUUAUUUCUACACAGAAUCACAACACAGCUACCAUUCUGGAAGACAUCAAAGUUGGUAGUUUCAUUGCUUAUGUGAUGGUCACUGACAACGAUGUUGGACACAAUGGAGAGGUGAACUGUCAUAUCAAAGACGACACAUUCAAACUACAGUCAAUGGGAUCGAAGGAAUAUAAAAUAGUUCUAAAGAAAGCAGUAGACAGAGAGACACAGGAACAUUAUCACUUUACUGUGUCGUGUGAAGAUAAAGGAUUACCUGCUCUGAAAACUGAUAAAGAUCUGUCAAUCCAAGUGUUGGAUGUGAAUGAUGUAGAACCACACUUUACGAAAGACACAUUCAAGUUCCUUACCUAUGAGAAUGACAAAGCUAAUUUCCCUAUUGGCUUUAUCAAUGCUACAGACCCAGAUAUUGGUAAGGGAGGUGAAUUGUCUUAUUCUCUGAGAAAUAAACAGCAAUAUCGUCUGCCAUUCCAGAUUAUCAACUCUGGCUUUAUUUCAACAAACCAGUCUUUAGACAGAGAACACAGAGAUUUCUAUGAGUUUGAGGUUUUUGUGAAAGACAAUGGAAGCCCAUCUCUGAAUAACACAGUGAAUGUUGAAGUGGAAGUAUUGGAUAGAAAUGAUAAUGCUCCAUAUUUUACAUUUCCUAGUGUUGACCCUUUCACUCUUAAUGUCCACUAUCAUCCGCAAAGUAAGAACGACAUCACAGUUCUGAAAGCAUCUGAUAUAGACAGUCACAUGAAUGCUUUUCUCAGGUAUGAAAUUGUUUCAGGUAACGAGAGACAGUUAUUUAAACUGGAUUCGUUCACUGGUGUGUUAUCUUACUCUCGCACAGUUUACCAAAAUGAUGCCGGAUCAUAUGAGCUUGAGUUUGUUGUGAAAGACAGUGGUACUCCAGUUCUGUCGGCAACAACUAGUGUGUCUUUGACACUGACUGUUAGUAACAAGACGUCACCAAUGUUCACAGCUGUGCACCUACCAAGUGAUAACACAAUAGAUGCGACAUUGUUGAUUAUCAUUGUAGUAGCAGCUGUGAUAGUAUCUAUAGCUAUUGUGGUUUCUAUAACCCUGUGUAUUGUGAGAUGUAACAAUGUGAGAAAUAGCUCAUCUGAAAGAACAGCAGAAGAGAAACAGGCAUACCAAUGUCGCAAUGAGAUGAGGCAAUUGAUCUAUCAAGGUAACAACAGUGUACCUGUGAUGUCAGGUAAUCGAGGAGAGAUGUCAGACAGAUAUGGUCAUUCGAGGAGCCAUUACUAUCCUGAAGACUGGAAGACAUCGACAAUGAGCAGAAGUCUUCAAAAGUCCACAAAGCAGAAAUACAGUCAACCCAUUGAGGUGACAUCUUAUGGAGACAACAGACCAUCUUCUCACUAUCCCACUGACACAUUGACCAGUCGUAAGAGUAGUGGACAGUGCUGGAGUGAGCGGUCAAGUAGACAGUAUGAAGAAAUACCAGCAAUGUCAGGAAUCUAUGGUGGUGCCCCACCCGAUGUAUCAAGCACCAGUGAGAGAGACCAUUACCAAGACAGAUAUGUGAAACCUCCAGAGAGACAGUUACCUUCAACACCAGAUGUUGUUGCCAGUUAUGAAACCUCAAUAUUUGUGGGCACUGUAUUAACAUCAAGACUAGAGAUGCAGUUGUUUCUGUGUGUUUUACUGACUUUCUUCCACUGUUCUCUAAGUGAAGAUAUCACAUAUCAUGUUAAAGAAGAGAAUAGUCCCUAUACCUAUGUAGGGGACAUUGCUACUGACUUACAGAAAUCAGACAGCUCCUUCUUAAAGAAUAAGGAUUUAAUUACAUUUAGUCAACUACAGCAAAAGGGAGAACAGUUGUUCAAUGUGACGAGAACAGGUAAACUGUACACUGUUGAGACAUUGGAUGCUGAGUCUGUGUGUAGUUAUGAGAAAGAAUGUUUUGAAAUCGUUAAAGUUGCAGUUCACAAAUCCAAGACAUUUAUGAAGAUCUUAAAGAUUAAAGUCAUCAUAGAAGACAUCAAUGACCACCAACCUGAGUUUCCUAAGAAAGAAAUUACUCUAAGUUUUAGGGAAGGAGACAGAGAUGGUAUGAAGAAACCCAUACCUCAUGCUAUAGACAAGGAUAUGAGUCAUGAAAACAGCUUAAUUACUUAUGAAUUGAUGAAAGAUAAUGGACAUUUUUCAUUAAGUGUUUCCAAAGAAGAUGAUGGAUUAUCAACACUAAGAAUUAUUUUGGAAGACAAAUUAGACAGAGAAACGAAAGACAGUUACAAUAUUGAAGUCAUUGCUAAAGAUGGAGGAACUCCACCAAAACAAUCUGUUUUAAAUGUUAAAAUAUCUGUGGAAGAUGAAAAUGAUAAUGCACCGCAAUUUUCCCAACGUGUGUACAAUGUUUCUAUUGAACAUAAACAUAAAAAGAAUAUUCCAGUAGUCACAUUAUCUGCCAGUGAUUUAGACAUUGGCAGGAAUGGUAAAAUAUCUUUCUAUUUCAGUCAGAAAACAGAUGCUAAACUGAAAGAAUACUUCCAUCUAGAUGAAAAUUCUGGAAAGCUAUUCUUAGAAAAACCUUUAAAUCUGGAUAUAAAAGAGUCAUUUAAAUUGUAUGUAAAAGCUAAAGAUAAAGGUAUGCCUCCUCUCAGUUCCAUAGCAACGGUUAUGGUAAAUAUCAUCAACCAACAAAACAGUCCUCCAAAUAUUGAUGUGAACUUUAUUUCUACACAGAAUCACAACACAGCUACCAUUCUGGAAGACAUCAAAGUUGGUAGUUUCAUUGCUUAUGUGAUGGUCACUGACAACGAUGUUGGACACAAUGGACAGGUGAACUGUCAUAUCAAAGACGACACAUUCAAACUACAGUCAAUGGGAUCAAAGGAAUAUAAAAUAGUUCUAAAGAAAGCAGUAGACAGAGAGACACAGGAACAUUAUCACUUUACUGUGUCGUGUGAAGAUAAAGGAUUACCUGCUCUGAAAACUGAUAAAGAUCUGUCAAUCCAAGUGCUAGAUGUGAAUGAUGUUGAACCACACUUUACGAAAGACACAUUCAAGUUCCUUACCUAUGAGAAUGACAAAGCUAAUUUCCCUAUUGGCUUUAUCAAUGCUACAGACCCAGAUAUUGGUAAGGGAGGUGAAUUGUCUUAUUCUCUGAGAAAUAAACAGCAAUAUCGUCUGCCAUUCCAGAUUAUCAACUCUGGCUUUAUUUCAACAAACCAGUCUUUAGACAGAGAACACAGAGAUUUCUAUGAGUUUGAGGUUUUUGUGAAAGACAAUGGAAGCCCAUCUCUGAAUAACACAGUGAAUGUUGAAGUGGAAGUAUUGGAUAGAAAUGAUAAUGCUCCAUAUUUUACAUUUCCUAGUGUUGACCCUUUCACUCUUAAUGUCCACUAUCAUCCGCAAAGUAAGAACGACAUCACAGUUCUGAAAGCAUCUGAUAUAGACAGUCACAUGAAUGCUUUUCUCAGGUACGAAAUCGUUUCAGGUAACGAGAGACAGUUAUUUAAACUGGACUCGUUCACUGGUGUGUUAUCUUACUCUCGCACAGUUUACCAAAAUGAUGCCGGAUCAUAUGAGCUUGAGUUUGUUGUGAAAGACAGUGGUACUCCAGUUCUGUCAGCAACAACUAGUGUGUCUUUGACUCUGACUGUUAGUAACAAGACGUCACCAAUGUUCACAACUGUGCACCUACCAAGUGAUAACACAAUAGAUGCGACAUUGUUGAUUAUCAUUGUAGUAGCAGCUGUGAUAGUAUCUAUAGCUAUUGUGGUUUCUAUAACCCUGUGUAUUGUGAGAUGUAACAAUGUGAGAAAUAGCUCAUCUGAAAGAACAGCAGAAGAGAAACAGGCAUACCAAUGUCGCAAUGAGAUGAGACAGUUGAUCUAUCAAGGUAACAACAGUGUACCUGUGAUGUCAGGUAAUCGAGGAGAGAUGUCAGACAGAUAUGGUCAUUCGAGGAGUCAUUACUAUCCUGAAGACUGGAAGACAUCAACAAUGAACAGGACACUUCAAAAGUCUACAAAGCAGAAAUACAGUCAACCCAUUGAGGUGACAUCCUAUGGAGACAACAGACCAUCUUCUCACUAUCCCACUGACACAUUGACCAGUCGUAAGAGCAGUGGACAGUGCUGGAGUGAGCGGUCAAGUAGACAGUAUGAAGAAAUACCAGCAAUGUCAGGACCAGAGAUGUUGUUACACCUGUGUGUUUUACUGACUUUCUUCCACUGUUCCCUAAGUGAAGAUAUCACAUAUCAUGUUGAAGAAGAGAAUAGUCCCUAUACCUAUGUAGGGGACAUUGCUACUGACCUACAGAAAUCAGACAGCUCCUUCUUAAAGAAUAAGGAUUUAAUUACAUUUAGUCAACUGCAACAAAAGGGAGAACAGUUGUUCAAUGUGACGAGAACAGGUAAACUGUACACUGUUGAGACAUUGGAUGCUGAGUCUGUGUGUAGUUAUGAGAAAGAAUGUUUUGAAAUCGUUAAAGUUGCUGUUCACAAAUCCAAGACAUUUAUGAAGAUCUUAAAGAUUAAAGUCAUAAUAGAAGACAUCAAUGACCACCAACCUGAGUUUCCUCAGAAAGAAAUUGAUAUACAUUUCCGAGAUGGAGAUGGUAAAGGCAUGAAAAGACCCAUACCUCAUGCUAUUGACAAAGAUAUGAGUAAUAAAAACAACUUAAUUACUUAUGAAUUGAAAAAUAACAAUCAGUAUUUCUCUUUAUCAGUUUCUAAACAAACAGAUGAGAUAUCAGCAUUAGAAAUUAUUUUAGAAGAUAAAUUGGACAGAGAAAAGAAGGACAGCUACAAUAUUGAAGUCAUUGCUAAAGAUGGAGGAACUCCACCAAAACAAUCUGUUUUAAAUGUUAAAAUAUCUGUAGAAGAUGAAAAUGACAACAGACCACAAUUUUCCCAAAGCAUCUACAAUGUCUCCAUUGAACAUAAACAUAAAAAGAAUAUUCCAGUUGUCACAUUAUCUGCCAGUGAUUUAGAUAUUGGCAGGAAUGGUAAAAUAUCUUUCUAUUUUGCCAGAAAAACUAGUGAGAAAGUGAAGAGAAACUUUAAUUUAGAUGAAAGGACUGGAAAAUUAUAUUUAGCUACAUCUUCAAAGAUUGAUACGGAUGAAUCUUUUAAAAUAUACAUUGAAGCCAGGGAUGAUGGCACACCUCCUCUCAGUUCCAUAGCCACUGUUAUGGUAAGUGUCAUCAACCAACACAACAAUCCUCCAAAUAUUGAUGUGAACUUUAUUUCUACACAGAAUCAUAACACAGCCACCAUUCUGGAAGACAUCAAAGUUGGUAGUUUCAUUGCUUAUGUGAUGGUCACUGACAAUGAUGUUGGACACAAUGGAGAGGUGAACUGUCAUAUCAAAGAUGACACAUUCAAACUACAGUCAAUGGGAUCGAAGGAAUAUAAAAUAGUUCUAAAGAAAGCAGUAGACAGAGAGACACAGGAACAUUAUCACUUUACUGUGUCGUGUGAAGAUAAAGGAUUACCUGCUCUGAAAACUGAUAAAGAUCUGUCAAUCCAAGUGUUGGAUGUGAAUGAUGUAGAACCACACUUUACGAAAGACACAUUCAAGUUCCUUACCUAUGAGAAUGACAAAGCUAAUUUCCCUAUUGGCUUUAUCAAUGCUACAGACCCAGAUAUUGGUAAGGGAGGUGAAUUGUCUUAUUCUCUGAGAAAUAAACAGCAAUAUCGUCUGCCAUUCCAGAUUAUCAACUCUGGCUUUAUUUCAACAAACCAGUCUUUAGACAGAGAACACAGAGAUUUCUAUGAGUUUGAGGUUUUUGUGAAAGACAAUGGAAGCCCAUCUCUGAAUAACACAGUGAAUGUUGAAGUGGAAGUAUUGGAUAGAAAUGAUAAUGCUCCAUAUUUUACAUUUCCUGGUGUUGACCCUUUCACUCUUAAUGUCCACUAUCAUCCACAAAGUAAGAACGACAUCACAGUUCUGAAAGCAUCUGAUAUAGACAGUCACAUGAAUGCUUUUCUCAGGUAUGAAAUCGUUUCAGGUAACGAGAGACAGUUAUUCAAACUGGAUUCGUUCACUGGUGUGUUAUCUUACUCUCGCACAGUUUACCAAAAUGAUGCCGGAUCAUAUGAGCUUGAGUUUGUUGUGAAAGACAGUGGUACUCCAGUUCUGUCAGCAACAACUAGUGUGUCUUUGACACUGAGUGUUAGUAACAAGACGUCACCAAUGUUCACAGCUGUGCACCUACCAAGUGAUAACACAAUAGAUGCGACAUUGUUGAUUAUCAUUGUAGUAGCAGCUGUGAUAGUAUCUAUAGCUAUUGUGGUUUCUAUAACGCUGUGUAUUGUGAGAUGUAACAAUGUGAGAAAUAGCUCAUCUGAAAGAACAGCAGAAGAGAAACAGGCAUACCAAUGUCGCAAUGAGAUGAGACAGUUGAUCUAUCAAGGUAACAACAGUGUACCUGUGAUGUCGGGUAAUCGAGGAGAGAUGUCAGACAGAUAUGGUCAUUCGAGGAGCCAUUACUAUCCUGAAGACUGGAAGACAUCGACAAUGAACCGGACACUGCAGAAGUCUACAAAGCAGAAAUACAGUCAACCCAUUGAGGUGACAUCUUACGGAGACAACAGACCAUCCUCUAACUAUCCCACUGACACAUUGACCAGUCGUAAGAGCAGUGGACAGUGCUGGAGUGAGCGGUCAAGUAGACAGUAUGAAGAAAUACCAGCAAUGUCAGGAAUCUAUGGUGGUGCCCCACCUGAUGUAUCAAGCACCAGUGAGAGAGACCAUUACCAAGACAGAUAUGUGAAACCUCCAGAGAGACAGUUACCUUCAACACCAGAUGUUGUUGUCAGUUAAGUGAGACUGAGAAAGGAACACAACAGAAAUAAUAUCACCUUCAACAUUCACACAACAUUUAAAAACAACAGAAAUAUUUUAGUUAGAUAAUAAUAUUGCCCACAUAUGAUUGAAUAUCUUCAAAUAUGUUUGAGAGAAUAUAUUUUGUGUAUAUCUUGGGAAUAUUACUCCAGAUAAACAAGAAACUAACAGCUUCAGAUAUCAAGAAUCCAUUGGUAACAAUUCAUAGUUAAGUGAACAAACUUUAAGUGAAAUAUUGUGCAGAAGUAGACAUUAUGCCUGGGAAAUUCAAUUUAUACUUGAAAAUGUGAUUUAAAUUAUAACGAAAAAAUAAAUAAAUGAUAAGUAAUUAAUAUUUCAGAGGAUAUAUUGUAAUAAGUUGAUAUAUCUCUUUAAAUUUCCCAUAGAUAUCCUUAUAUGAGACUUAGAUUUGAAUUAGGUCAGACACUCACAAACUGUUAUUGUCAAUAUUGUAUUUACAUUUUAAAUUACACACACAUUAACAACAUCAGCCAUAUUUUGUUAAUAUAACCUCUCUGUUCUAAGGAUUUCUAUGUCAGUCUCUCUCCACAUCAGACAUGUUGGUGUUAUAUAGACUUAUCAUGGCUGACUGUUAGUGGAGCAGAUAGUGUGUGUUCUCUCACUACUCUGUCUUUGUGUGUGAGAGGCAACAUCUAGUCUGAGAGAGGCUGUAGUAAGCAUCACCCAUCCUACUCCUCCUCCUCCCUUUCACACACUCACACACACACACUAAACACCACACAUCCACAAAGGAAGACUGAGAGGGAACUGCUGGUUCCCACUGACUCACCACCAACACUAUUCCAUCAACAUGAAGCCAUUGUCACACCAUAGCAGCAGUGACACAGA
This is a messenger RNA of Octopus sinensis (East Asian common octopus), 14205 nucleotides long. RefSeq lists its product as uncharacterized. The transcript has 16 exons. NCBI's taxonomy places the organism in Eukaryota, Metazoa, Mollusca, Cephalopoda, Octopoda, Octopodidae. Bases 16 to 13335 code for a protein of 4439 amino acids. Gene Ontology annotation, cellular component: plasma membrane. The record is from RefSeq and is a predicted model, not a curated record. Gene Ontology annotation, molecular function: calcium ion binding. Gene Ontology annotation, biological process: homophilic cell-cell adhesion.